Cryptotermes secundus is the source of this 1486-nucleotide messenger RNA. RefSeq lists its product as uncharacterized. The transcript has 2 exons. Lineage: Eukaryota; Metazoa; Arthropoda; Insecta; Blattodea; Kalotermitidae. The record is from RefSeq and is a predicted model, not a curated record. The coding region runs from base 142 to 1353 and encodes 403 amino acids.
AUCGGCACGGAUCACACAAGGACCUGUAUGGACUGUGUAUCCGUGGGUCCCAUUGUGUCAUAUUACGAAGUUUUGUUUCGAAGAAAGUGGGAUGAGUAUCGUUAAGUAGGUUAAGUAUGUUGUUGCGAUUGAUAACAACAAAUGCAGGGUUUGACAAUGGCUUUGGCUAGUAUAAGUAUAUGCCAGCACUACAGUCGAAGAGUGUCAUUCUCAUUACUAUGGCUUGUACGAGCGACUUUGAAACAUAAAUGCGGUACAAACACGUGCGUUGAGAGAACAUUAAUGAGUGCAACAUCAGAUGUUCUUGACAGUUUCACCGAUGAACUAUCACGCAAAAAAUCUGACAAAUGGAAGUUUCUAAAUAGACAGAAAGCUAUUCAGUGUGCAAAUGAAAGAAGUUUAAAUGAUAGUAAUCAAAACAGUCUUCAGGAAGACUUUGAGUGCUACGACAUUAAUGUUAAUUCUCUAGAUGAGUUGUUAACAAAAGUUAUACGUUCUAAAGAAUAUAACCUUAUAAUAAAAAUAUUAAAAUUUUCAGGAGCAAAACAACUCUGUCCAUCUCCAGAAUUGUUACUGGAAGCAGCAAGUGUAUUAUCAAGGAUUGGUAGCAGAACAGGAGUGGAAGUUGUCAUGUCAGUAUGUGAAUCUUUGAAUAAGAAUGAGUUUUACAAUCAGGCAGAAUAUAAACAUUAUAUGGCUGAAGCCACAUGGAUUCGUGGUGAUAUUCGUGAGGCUUUGGACAUGUUUGCAGAGGUAUAUAAGUAUCAUGUUACCUUGCGAAGGAAAGUUAGGCAUAUGACAAAAUUCUUAUUUGCGGAAUGUGUCUCGAAGAGGAGUGAAGCAUCAGUAGUUUUGGUUACAAAUUUUGCAAAGAAAUUUGCUGAAGAAUAUGGAGAUUAUUAUUUUUUGUCAUUUCUAUGGCAGUUUUGCUUCUUGAGUGAAUGGUUUUGUGACCAGAAAAUGGCUGAUAAACUGCUAGAGCAAUAUAAAGAGCUUAGAGCACUAAUUAUGGAUAGAAUAAAAAUAAUUGCUGUGACUGCACUGAAACAAGAAGAAGUUGAAGUAGUGCAAAGGUUACUAGAAGUUACAUUGCGCUAUGAAAUGAAGCAGGAUUAUGCACACAUAUUGAGUGAAUUGUUUGAUUUCAAGUGUGCCCGUGGAGAUCUUAGGGGAUGCUCAGCUGUACUUACGUCAUCAUUAGAACUGAAUGUGUCCCUGAAGCCUGAACAGCAUGACAGGUUUCUUGCCCUUUUGCUGGGUUUGAACAGAAGGAACAAGCAACUCCCAAGGCAGAAGCAACAACAACAUUUCCACAAGAGAUUAGAAGUGCCUUGUUUCCAGUUGAAGUUCUGAAUUGAAUACGGAUUGCUGGAGAAUUAAAUAGUGAUUGACUUGUACAGAAUAGUGCCAUGUAAUAAAGAUAUAAAUUGUGUGUUUGCAUUUAUACUGUAAAAUAUAAAUGAAACGUCAAAGACUCUUGUUAGUA